CUUCUUCUUGAAAGAACCGAUCUCUGAACUUGUUCCGAAUUACUCAGCCGAUCAGAAAGAGAAUCGAAGGAGAUUAUUUUCUUUCUUUCUUUCGCAUUGACGUUGAUCACUUUUACUCUUUCAUCUUCGACUUGUUGGAGAAUUCUCGUGUUCAGUGCGAACGGUAUCUGAAUUUGAUUAAUGUAGCUUCGGAUGAUUAUAUAUGACGAAGGAUUUAUAUAAUUCACUCACUUAGUUUGAAUUUUUGUAUGGAGUUAGUUUGAUAUCAAAUUAGGGUUGUUAAUGAUCAAUGCUUGCGCGGCGUUGUCGGAGAAGAUUACUGUCAACGAGAGACGAUGAAUAUUGAUGCGUCUAAUCUUAAGAGUCGUUGUAACGCCAACGAAAUUAGCUUCUUAGAUGAUGAUGAUGAUGAUCACAUUGACGCAUCUUUCGUCAAGUCGAAGAAACGGAAGUCAGAGGCUAACGAUCAAGUUGUGAAUUCAUGUUGCACAGAUGAACGUCGCUCUUCUCGGUUGAAGUCUUUUCGAGGUCGUCUUCGUACAUCUCCCUCAAGAUUCUCUGAGCCAAAAGUUUCUUCUUCUGCUGGGUCACUUUCAUUGAAACAACAGUCUCUUAGUGUGCUCAACAAGAGAGUUGACGAGGGUGAAGUUACAUGUAGUGGAUUGAAUGCCCAUUCUAGUUCACAUAGUAUUGUAACAUCAGCUCGUGAUAGUACUAGUUCUCCAUUGUUGAAAGAGAAGGCUGGAAAUGACCAUCAUGGUCUAACAGACUUCCUUUUAGGCGAUAUCGUAUGGGCAAAGUCAGGGAAGAAAUACCCAGCUUGGCCAGCCAUUGUUAUAGAUCCAAUUUCGGAAGCUCCUGACGUCGUCCGAAGGGCUUGUGUUCCUAAUACUGUAUGCGUGAUGUAUUUUGGGUAUUCCAAGAACAGUAAGCGCAGGGACUAUGCAUGGGUGAAGGAUGGGAUGAUUUUCCCUUUCUCGGAGUAUUUUGACAGAUUUCAGGGACAAACUAAGUUGUAUGGCAGCAAGAUAAGUGAUUUUCGGAUGGCAAUAGAAGAAGCAGUUUUAUCUGAAAAUGGUCUUUCUGGAACAUGUCUGGAGAAUGGCCAGGAUGCUUCUUCUAUGCCUGAUCAAAAUGAGGAUGUAAGUAACAAGGACACACAACCUUGUUACAGUUGUGGUUUGUUUGUUGCAUGUAAAGCUACAAAGAAGAGGAAAAGUCCUGGUGGUGAAGCCCAGCGUCUAUGUGAACAUUGCACUAAGUUAUUGAAGUCAAAUCAAUAUUGUGGUGUGUGCAAAAAGAUUUGGCAUCUUUCAGAUGGUGGGGACUGGAUAUGCUGUGAUAGUUGCAAAAUUUGGGUGCAUGCUGAGUGUGCCAAAUUUACCUCAGAACAUUUCAAGGAUCUGCGGAACAUUGCCUAUUACUGUCCUGAAUGUAAAGGACAAAAUAGUUCACAACUACCUAUUAUGCAAAAGCAGAGUUCCAGAUCUACAAGAGAUAAUGCACGGUCUGUUCUGCCUGACAAGAUAUCUGUUGUCUGCUCUGGCAUGGAAGGGAUUUACUAUCCUAGUCUUCAUUUAGUGGAAUGCAAAUGCGAUUCUUGUGGAACAAAGAAACAAACACUCAAUGAAUGGGAGCGACAUACUGGCUCCAGAGCAAAAAAGUGGAAGGUCAGCAUUAAAGUUAAGGACACGCUGUUACCACUAGAAAAAUGGCUUGUGGAGUACAAUGCUAAUGGAUUUAACCCAGUUACGUUGGACAAGCAGCAAUUGCUAUCUUUUUUACAAGAGAAGUAUGAACCUGUUUAUGCUAAGUGGACCACUGAAAGGUGUGCUGUGUGCAGAUGGGUUGAGGACUGGGAUUAUAACAAAAUCAUAAUUUGCAACAGGUGUCAAAUAGCAGUGCAUCAAGAAUGCUAUGGUGCUAAGAAUGUUACAGACUUUACUUCAUGGGUCUGCAAAACAUGUGAAACUCCAGAUAUUGAAAGGGAAUGUUGCCUCUGUCCUGUGAAAGGUGGUGCUCUAAAGCCAACUGAUGUUGACCAAUUGUGGGUUCAUGUUACAUGUGCAUGGUUCAGACCCGAGGUUGCAUUUUUAGAUGCUGAACGUAUGGAACCAGCUGUCGGGCUACUGAGAGUUCCAUCUUAUUCUUUUGUGAAGGUCUGUGUGAUAUGCGAGCAAAUUCAUGGGUCCUGCACACAAUGUUUCAAAUGCGCCACUUAUUUUCAUGCUCUAUGUGCACUAAGAGCUGGAUAUAGAAUGGAGUUGCAUUACACGGAGAAGGAUGACAGACAAACAACUAAAUGGAUAUCUUAUUGUGCAGUUCACAGGGUUCCGGACUCAGACAAUGUACUUGUUAUCCAGACUCCAUCUGGGGUUUUCUCUGCUGGAAGUAUGGCGCAGAACCGGAAUAAUGAACAAUAUUUGAGGGGAAGAAGGCUAAUUUCAUCAAGGUCAGAUAUUCCAAGUCUCCCAUCUGGUGAAGCUGAUCAGUCUGAACCAAUAGGUGCUGCAAGAUGUCAAAUAUACAGAAGGUCAACAAAUAAGAAGGAUGGAAAGGAGGCAGUAUGCCAUCGGCUAAUGGGGCCCAGACGCCAUUCGUUGGAUGAUAUUGACAGUUUAAACAAUUUUGGGGAAGAUGAGGGUCUAAAAACUUUUGUUACAGUGAAGGAACGCCUGAAGCACCUAAGGAGAACUGAAAAGCUUCGGAUAUGUUUUGGAAAAUCCGGUAUCCAUGGAUGGGGCCUCUUUGCACGUAGAGCUAUUCGAGAGGGAGAAAUGGUUUUCGAUUAUGUAGGUGAACAGGUGAGAUGUAAUGUUGCAGACUUGAGGGAGUCACAUUACCGUCUAGAAGGGAAAGAUUGUUAUCUUUUCAAGAUCAAUGAGGAUGUUGUGAUUGAUGCUACAAGAAAGGGAAACAUUGCUCGCUUAAUCAAUCAUUCUUGCAUGCCGAAUUGCUAUGCAAGGAUCAUGAGUGUAGGUGAUGAAGAAAACCUGAUUGUUCUUAUCGCGAAAUGUGAUAUAGCUGCAGGAGUUGAGUUAACGUAUGAUUAUUUGUUUGAUCCCGAUGAAAAAGAUGAAUACAAAGUUCCCUGUCUUUGCGGCUCUUCUAACUGUCGGAAAUUCAUGAAUUAGGUAGUUUUCUUUUAAUACGAGUAGUACCAGUGUAUAUAUAAGAAAAACUCAUUCCUUUGAUUUCUUGUUUUUUAUUUUUUUUAAAAAUUGAACAUUUUUUAUAUACACAUUUUCUUUUUAUCUUCUAGACAG
This is a messenger RNA of Impatiens glandulifera, 3266 nucleotides long. RefSeq names its product histone-lysine N-methyltransferase ATX3. The transcript is spliced from 24 exons. Lineage: Eukaryota; Viridiplantae; Streptophyta; Magnoliopsida; Ericales; Balsaminaceae. The coding region runs from base 336 to 3134 and encodes 932 amino acids. Gene Ontology annotation, biological process: regulation of transcription by RNA polymerase II. Gene Ontology annotation, molecular function: protein binding. The record is from RefSeq and is a predicted model, not a curated record.